Lynx canadensis (Canada lynx) is the source of this 3221-nucleotide messenger RNA. RefSeq names its product COPI coat complex subunit gamma 1 (gene COPG1). Gene Ontology annotation, cellular component: COPI vesicle coat; endoplasmic reticulum; endoplasmic reticulum-Golgi intermediate compartment. Lineage: Eukaryota; Metazoa; Chordata; Mammalia; Carnivora; Felidae. The record is from RefSeq and is a predicted model, not a curated record. Gene Ontology annotation, biological process: organelle transport along microtubule; intra-Golgi vesicle-mediated transport; endoplasmic reticulum to Golgi vesicle-mediated transport. Gene Ontology annotation, molecular function: structural molecule activity.
UCCGGGCGACGUGGCCGGCCGGAAGUGGUCUGUGCGGAACCGCCGCCGGACAACCCCUGCUCGCUGAACCCGGCUAGCGCAGGGCUGCUGCUUUGGGCCCCGCCGGCACCACCAUGCUGAAGAAAUUUGAUAAGAAAGACGAGGAAUCGGGUGGAGGCUCCAACCCAUUCCAGCAUCUUGAGAAGAGUGCAGUACUCCAGGAGGCAAGUGUCAUUUGCCCGUGUAUUUACGAGACACCCAUCAACCCUCGAAAAUGUGCCCACAUCCUCACCAAGAUCCUUUACCUCAUAAACCAGGGGGAGCACCUAGGGACCACCGAAGCAACCGAGGCCUUCUUUGAGACCAAGCUCUUUCAGUCCAACGAUCCCACACUCCGUCGGAUGUGCUUGACCAUCAAGGAGAUGUCUUGCAUUGCCGAGGAUGUCAUUAUUGUUACCAGCAGCCUGACAAAGGACAUGACUGGGAAAGAAGACAACUACCGGCCGGCUGUGCGUGCCCUCUGCCAGAUCACUGAUAGCACCAUGCUGCAGGCUAUUGAGCGCUACAUGAAACAGGCCAUCGUGGACAAGGUGCCCAGUGUCUCCAGCUCUGCCCUGGUGUCUUCCUUGCACCUACUGAAGUGCAGCUUUGACGUGGUCAAGCGCUGGGUGAAUGAGGCCCAGGAGGCGGCGUCCAGUGAUAACAUCAUGGUCCAGGUGAGUACCAUUGCUCUGGGGCUCCUGUACCACGUGCGGAAGAACGACCGCAUGGCUGUCAAUAAGAUGAUCAGCAAGUUCACCCGGCAUGCUCAAGUCUCCUUUGCCUACUGCAUGAUGAUCCGGGUGGCCAGCAAACAGCUGGAGGAAGAGGAUGGCAGCCGUGACAGCCCUCUGUUUGACUUUAUUGAGAGCUGCUUGCGCAACAAGCACGAGAUGGUGGUGUACGAAGCCGCCUCGGCCAUCGUCAACCUGCCAGGCUGCAGCGCCAAAGAGCUGGCCCCCGCUGUGUCAGUGCUCCAGCUUUUCUGCAGCUCGCCCAAGGCUGCUCUCGCUAUGCUGCUGUCCGUUACCCUCAAUAAGGUGGCCAUGAAGCAUCCGUCAGCAGUGACAGCCUGCAAUCUGGACCUAGAGAACCUGGUUACAGAUUCAAAUCGCAGCAUCGCCACGUUGGCCAUCACCACGCUCCUCAAGACUGGCAGCGAGAGCAGCAUCGAUCGCCUCAUGAAGCAGAUCUCGUCCUUCAUGUCGGAGAUCUCAGAUGAGUUCAAGGUGGUGGUGGUCCAGGCCAUCAGUGCCCUAUGUCAGAAGUAUCCUCGCAAACACGCCGUGCUCAUGAAUUUCCUGUUCACCAUGCUGCGGGAAGAGCUUGACCCCUCCCACUGCAGGGCGGAUCUUGAGUACAAGCGGGCCAUCGUGGACUGCAUCAUUAGCAUCAUUGAGGAAAACACAGAGAGCAAGGAGACUGGGCUGUCACACCUGUGCGAGUUCAUCGAGGACUGCGAGUUCACCGUCCUGGCCACCCGCAUCCUGCAUCUCCUGGGCCAGGAGGGACCCAAGACCAACAACCCCUCCAAGUAUAUCCGCUGCAUCUAUAACCGCGUGGUCUUGGAGCAUGAGGAGGUCCGGCAGGUGGGCGCUGUGAGUGCUCUGGCCAAGUUUGGAGCCCAGAAUGAAGAGAUGUUACCCAGUAUCUGCUUACUAUGUUUUCUGGCUGCAGGUGCGUGAUGGGACGAUGACAAUGAAGUAAGGGACCGAGCCACUUUCUAUCUCAAUGUCCUGGAGCAGAAGCAGAAGGCCCUCAACGCAGGCUAUAUCCUAAAUGGUGAGUCUGACCGUUCCAUCCCUGGUCUGGAGAGAGCUCUGCAGCAGUACACUCUAGAACCAUCGGAAAAACCUUUUGACCUCAAGUCUGUGCCCCUGGCCACCACGCCCAUGGCAGAGCAGAGAACAGAAAGCACCCCCAUCACAGCCGCCAAGCAGGCGGAGAAAGUGGCAGCCACUCGAGAAGGACAUCUUCCAGGAACAGUGGCGGCAGUGCCAGAGUUCCAUGGGCUGGGGCUCCUCUUCAAGUCCUCGCCUGAGCCUGUGGCCCUCACUGAGUCAGAGACAGAGUAUGUCAUCCGCUGUACCAAACACACCUUCACUGACCACAUGGUGUUCCAGCAGGGCUUUGACCUCGAGCAGUGUCUAAGCAAUCCCUCUCCUCCCUGGUCCAGUUUGAGCUGCACAAACACACUCAAUGACCAGACUCUGGAGAAUGUCACAGUCCAGAUGGAGCCCACUGAAGCUUAUGAGGUGCUUUAUGUGCCUGCCCGAAGCCUACCCUACAACCAGCCUGGGACCUGCUACACGCUGGUGGCACUGCCCAAGGAGACCCCACAGCUGCCUUUCUUCCUUGCAGUGGCCUGCACAUUCAGCUGCAUGAUGAAGUUCACUGUCAAGGAUUGUGACCACACUGGGGAGACCGACGAUGAAGGCUAUGAAGAUGAGUAUGUGCUGGAAGAUCUGGAAGUCACUGUCGCUGAUCACAUCCAAAAGGUCAUGAUGCUAAACUUUGAAGGCUGGGAUCAGUUAGGAGAUGAGUUUGAGAAGGAGGAGGACAUUCACUUGUCUACCAUCAAGACACUUGAAGGUAAAUCCUGGCUACUGCUUGUGGGCAAUAUUGUGAAAUUCCUGGGAAUGCACCCUUGUGAGAGGUCAGACAAAGUGCCAGAUAACAAGAAUACCCACACAUUGCUCCUGGCUGGUGUGUUCCGGGGAAAUCAUGACAUCCUGGUGCGCUCCCGACUUCUGCUUUUGGACACAGUAACAAUGCAGGUGACAGCCAGAAGUUCGGAGGAGCUGCCAGUAGACAUGAUCUUGGCGUCUGUGGGCUAAGAGGCCAGCCUGCAUGGGCCCUACUCCUACCCUCUUCUCUCCCCCUGCCCCCCGCCAACACUACGCAGAAGUCACACCUUCAUCCUGAACGCAGUGGAACUCCAUCCUAAGUCUCUGUAUUCAAAAACAAUUAGGAAUCACUGAAAAAAAAAUUUUUUUUUUUAAUUUAACCCCUGCCCCAGGACGACAAGGGGGUAACUUUUUUUUCUUUUUUAAAAUAGGGGAUGAUUUAGCUUGUCUAGAACCUGCUGCCCUGUCUGUCACGGUAGGGACAUGGCAGAUGAAUAAAACGCACCUCCUCCUGAAAUUAUCCCAAGGAAACCAUCUUAUCCCUAUAAAUAAAUCCGCAUGUAUUUAUUGAAUGAC